GGCGUUAGCCGAGGAGGAAGCAUGCUGGCUGUCCGCGGCGCGCUGCUGGCCGCCCUGCUGUCCACAGUGGGGCCGGCACUGACCCCGGGGGCCUGCCCCGCGCUGGAGGUGGCGAGUGAUGUGCUGACCAGCCUCCCGGGGGCCAACGUUACCCUGACCUGCCCAGGCGUGGAACCAGGAGAAAAUGGCAGUGUUCAUUGGGCGUUCAGGAGUCAGGCUGUGGGCUCACCUCACAGCAGAUGGACCAGCGUGGGGACGAGGCUGCUUCUGAGGUCGGUGCAGCUCAGUGACUCUGGAAACUAUUCCUGCUUCCAGGACAGCCGUCCAGCUGGGACCACACACCUGCUGGUGGAGGCCCCUCCUGAGAAGCCCCACAUCUCCUGCUUCCAGAAGAGUCCCAUCAGCAGCGUUUGGUGUGAGUGGAGUCCUCGUGGCACCCCUUCCCCGACGACCAAAGCCGUGUUGUUGGUGAGAGUGUCCAGUCACAAAAGUCUGGUAAGAGACUUCCAGGAGCCGUGCCAGUAUUCCCAGGAAUCCCGAAAGUUCUCCUGCCAGUUGAAGGUUCCAGAGGGAGACAGCUCUUUGUACAUGGUGUCCCUGUGCGUUGCCAACAGUGUCGGCAGGAAUUCCAGUGGCACCCAAACAUUUGAGGGUUUAAAUAUCCUCCAGCCUGACCCGCCCGUCAACAUCACGGUCACCGGCAUGGUCAGAAACCCCCACUGGCUCAGUGUAACCUGGCAAAACCCCCCCUCCUGGAACUCUAAUUACUACCGGCUACAGUUUGAGCUCCGAUACCGGGCAGAACGGUCAAAGACAUUCACAACGGGGAUGGUCAAGGAGCACCAGAACCACUGUGUCAUCCAUGACGCUUGGAGUGGCAUGAGGCACGUGGUCCAGGUUCGGGCCCAGGAGGAGUUUAGGCACGGCUCGUGGAGCGAGUGGAGCCAGGAGGUCACAGGCACCCCUUGGACAGAUUCCAAGACUCUUAGCGCUGAGACUGAGGUGCCCGCCUCCACUCAGGCAUCAACUAUUAACGAAGAUAGUGAUGAUAAUACUCCCCCUGCGUAUCCUGCAAAUGUAACAAGCCUCCCAGUGCAAAAUUCUUCUUCAGCACCCCUGCCCAUGUUCCUGGUGGCUGGAGGAAGCCUGGCCUUUGGAAUGCUUCUCUGCAUUGGCCUUGUGCUGAGGUUCAGGAAGAUGUGGAAGCUACGAGCUCUGAAAGAAGGCAAGACGAGCAUGCAUCCGCCGUAUACUUUGGGUCAGUUGAUUCCCGAGAGACCCACCCCCCCCCCAGUCCUUGUCCCUCUCAUCUCUCCACCGCUGUCCCCCAGCAGCCUUGGGUCUGACAACACCUUGGGCCACAGCCGACCAGAUGCCAGGGACCCACGGAGCCCUUAUGACAUCAGCAAUAGAGACUAUUUCUUCCCCAGAUAAGCCGGCUGGGGUGACGCCAGGAAAGUUGGAGUGUCAGACGUGCGGAACUGUGUGGGUGAUGGAACAGAAGCUGGCUUAGCAAAAGGUGCUUCUUGCAGCCAUUGCAGCUCAUCUCAGUUUAUGAGGCCUCCCACUUCACCCUUCCAGAAGGUUCUACACUGGGUGAAAAUACAUUUGCUGCGUCUGUUGUAAGGAAGAGGUGGUUGAGUUUUCAUACCACCCUUCUCCAAAUGCCUUGCCUACAGGAGUUGGAGUGAACUUAGGCCCACCUGAAGAGAGAGGUGUCAAGACUCUGUGGGACUACCCAGUGGGCAGAGCCAGGGCUGCUGGAUAGGUGACCCCGUGGGCUUGGUGUGGAGAAGCUACCAGCUGCCCUAUUACAUCUUGUCCACAAGCUCUUCUCUUCCCUCAGACAGGUGGGGUGGACUUCUAGCCAAAGACUCCCCCAGUCAUCUGUAGCUCCCGGUCCACCACAUGGUUUUCUUAUCUUCUAGUUCAAACUCUUGAAACCCAAGUGUUUUGGCAAUUCAGUUUUUCUGGGUCUGAGGACAGCUUUCACUUCCACCACUGAGGCUGAGGGAAAGCUCUCCGGACUCCUGCCUUUCUUCCUCACAUCUGAAAAACAGCUGGAGGGGAGGGAAAAUAUCUCAGGGCCUGAUGGUUUUAAAGAACCCAUGAGCUUUGGUUCUUCAUUAGCAUUUCACAAGAUGUGAACGAUACUCCUAGGCAUUUGCCGAAUACAGAAGCAGCUGUACUGGCUUGAUUUUCCUCUCUGGAUCCCAGGACUUCAGGAGAGAAGCUGAGAGGAUGAAGGAAAUGGGGGACCCAGUCUCUGUGCUCACCUAUAGUAGCAGAGCCGAGGGGGACAGCAGCCUCUGAAAACCAAUGUCCCCCUCCUUCCCCCUGCCACGACCCACCGCCCCCUGACAAGGAGAGUUGGCCUCAGGGAGGGCUUCUGCCCUUGGUGAGGUCAAAACUGUUUCACCCCAGCUUUAUUUUGUUUCAACUGAACCAGAGUAACUAGGGAAGAUAAUAUUUAUGUGAAAUAGGGAUGUGAAAAGAAACAAAAAGAACUCGGCAAGAAGAUGUUUUAAUUUGGUUUAAAAAAAAAACGACCAUAAAUGCUGAUAAUUUUAUCUCGAGAGGAUGUACAUUCCAGUAUUAGCUGAGGGUCAGUAUAUAAAUAACUUGGUGAAAAGCACAAUGACUUUGUUUAGUGUGAAACUGAGUCAGGUGACAAAGGAGGAGGAGAAACCAUAUUUUCCCCAUUAGACAAGGGAUUCUGGUUGCAUUCUGUAUUCUUUUUGUUUCCAAAAAGUGAAAAAAUAGGCUCCCUCUUCUCUAAUUUUAGGCGAAAAGCAGGUGGCUGUGGAGCAAACGGUGUCAGGCUCCCGGUAGCUGGGACGCAAACCUCCCACCAUUACUGGGAAGGGUCAGUAGAAAAUCCCCAGCUCUGAAAGCCACAAGCCCUCUCUUACCAGAGGUUACCAGUUUACCAGUUGCUAUCGAAUUGAUUCUGACUCCUGGCGACCCGCUAUGUGUCACAGUAGAGCUGUGCUCCAUAGAGUUUUCAAUAGCUGAUUUUUUGGAAGUACACCACCAGGCCUUUCUUCCUAGGCACCUCCGGGUGGACCCAAACCGCCAACCUUUUGGUUAGCAGCCAAGCGUAUUAAUGUUUGCACCACCUAGCGACUCCGUUACCAAAAGUAGGUUCAUUAAAAAAAAAAUCCCUUAACUUGGUGCCUUCCUCUUUUUCUUACUUUCCUGGAAUUAGAUUCACUUCGGCUAGUGUGGAAGCACCAAGCAGAUGCUUAGCAGGGAUGUUGUGACUCACCGCUUCAGUUCACUUUCCUCGCUGGGCUCUGAGAAUUCAGCGAUGUCAGUGGUUACCCAGACAGGUGCCCUCAAGUCGCAGGGGGUAUCCCAAAGUGGAGCUAGGGUUGAAAUCAGUCAUGUAACCACGACCAGAAAUUUACCAGACCACAACAUUUUUCUAGUCAUUUAUCCUUUUAGAAAAACAAUCACCACCUCUAGACAGGUAGCAAAAGACAGAAACAACGGUGUUGUUUUUUCCUUUUUUUUUUUUUUUUUACUGUUGACCAGGUUUAAACUGUUACUAUCUUGGGUAAGUAGUAAUUUCUAGCUGGCUUUGUCUGUAACUUUUAGAUCCUUUAAGGAGCCCUGGUGGCACAGUGGUGAAGCGCUCAGCUGCUAAUGGAAAGGUCUGCGGUUCGAACCCCCUAGCUGUUCCGCAGGAGAAAGAUGUGGCAGCUUGCUUCUGUAAAGAUGACAGCUUUGGCAACCCUAUGGGGCCGUUCUACUCUGUCGCUAUGAGUCAGAAUCAACUCGACGGCAAAGAACGGGUUGCUCCUUUAGACAACUAAUCUUAAAUUUACAAAAGUUAGGCUGAAAACAACUUUAUAUAUUAAAAAAAAAUUUUCUUAAUAUGUAAAGUUUCUGACACUUGAGAACAGCAAAAAAUGCUGUUAAAGGGAAAUAUCUGGAAUGAGAAUCUGCAUGUGAAGGGCGAUUCUGUGCCCACAGUUCUUUCUUUACAAGGUUUUACCCACAUGUAAUAUUAGCAGAGCCAGUCUCAGCUAGCAGAAGAUGUGAAAUCCAGAUAGCUCGGCAGCUUUGAUCUCCAAAUUGUUAUUGCUUUCAUUAUUAUUGUAACGGAACAGCUUUUUUUUUUUUUUUUUUUUUGUAUUGAAGAGGGUUUUUUCCCUUUAUUUUUUUAUAAGCUAGCGUACAUGAAGGAAAAGUGUUUGUCUUCUCUGGGCUGUUGGCCUUGCUCAGUGUCCACAGCUAUGUCCCCAAGCUUUCUCUGUCCUUGAAUUUGUGUUGGCUAUAUGUUUUAAUCCACAGGUCAUCCCUACCUGUGUUUCCACAGCAUGGGUGCCGCCUCUUAUCCUUGGCAGUGAUGUUACUCACUGACAUCUGUAGCAGUCUGCCACUUAGCCAAAUGUGAAAUGUCAGGAUAGAGAUAGCUUGUAUUAAGCAUGACAACUUAACUUGCUGGGUGGGAAAAGCUAAAAGCGAUCGUUAAAGUUAAAAGUGGCUCAAGGUCUAAAUUGAGGUGAUCGUUAAUUCUUGUAGCAUUAACAAAAAAUAUUUUUAAAAUAUCUCAAGGAGGUAGCACUGGAUGUGACUACAAAGCCUUUGGUGGCCCUGAGAGCUUGGCUGUGAUGGGACCUUGACCUUGAGGUUUUCUUACUGGUCUCUGGCUCAUAUGCGUCCUUCCUGUUUUCCUGCUGUCCCGUGGGAAAGGACACUCAUCACCAUGGCGAGGGGUGGACUCUGCACUCUGGCUGCUGGAACCGUGUUGGGAGCCCACCUGGUGGUGAACAAUGCACAGCGGGGCAGAUUGAGAAUGGUCACUGUGUGUGGGUUUCCUGAAGAAUGUUCUGGAAUGUCUUGCCCAGCCACUUUGUGGUGCUGAGCUUCAUGAUCUCAUCGAGGGCCCUGCCGAAGGCUGAGCCAGUCAGGGAGGAUUCCAACGCCCAGCUCCAAGGUGCAGUUGAUGAGAUAUUUAUCCUAAUUUGGAGACACAGAGACAGACAACCUGUUCUCCCCUGGAGCAUGAGCACUGCGCCCAGCUUUCCCACGCAGCCAUCAACGGUGGGGCGCUUGCUGGAAGGGGCCGGCCAGGUGGCCCAGGUUCUGUGCCAGAUGCUCCUGAGCGUCCCCUAAAGGUCCUUCCAUCACCGUAUCCUCGGAGUGGCCAGGCGCCAGGGAGUUUCCAUGGCAACCUUAAUGAUCAUUAGGGAACAUUGUCAGUUUUAGGAACAUAUGUGCCAACUAAGAUCUACUUUAGAAGAAAAGGAUUGGAACAGCAUGUAGCAAGGCUGUUAAUUAAUAUAGAGACCUUAUUUGGAUGGAGAUCGCACAUCUGUUAAAUAGAAUACCUCAACUAUACGUUGCCUUUUUUUCCUUGAGAGAAGGAAGUAAUAGUUGUAAGUUGUGUGUGUGUGUUUACCUAAUUACCUGAACGCAAAUGCUGAUGUCUGUGUAUGGGGCAAAGGGUCAGUACAAUAUGUUUUUCAAUGUUUUCUCUUUUUACCGGCUGUUUUGCAUUUAAAGUGAAACUGUAAAUGUUUGAAAUAAAUAACUUCUAAAAAUGUG
Trichechus manatus latirostris (Florida manatee) is the source of this 5556-nucleotide messenger RNA. It is a transcript of the gene IL6R, whose product is annotated as interleukin 6 receptor. Lineage: Eukaryota; Metazoa; Chordata; Mammalia; Sirenia; Trichechidae. Gene Ontology annotation, molecular function: cytokine receptor activity; interleukin-6 binding. The transcript has 10 exons. Gene Ontology annotation, biological process: interleukin-6-mediated signaling pathway; positive regulation of tyrosine phosphorylation of STAT protein; ciliary neurotrophic factor-mediated signaling pathway. Bases 22 to 1434 code for a protein of 470 amino acids. The record is from RefSeq and is a predicted model, not a curated record. Gene Ontology annotation, cellular component: external side of plasma membrane; signaling receptor complex; membrane.